GUUUGCAACUCCAAAAUUAAACCAUGCUCAUAAUAAGAAUGUGGGCAUCUCUGCCGGCGGUGGUCGCCGCCGCCGUCAUUGCUACCGGUCACAUCGGCGCCGCCGUGGCGAUCACAUCAAUGUAUGUCCUGGGAGACUCCUCCGUCGACUGCGGAGACAACACUCCCUUCUAUGGCCUCCUCCAUGGCUCCCUCUCCCUCUUCCCCUGCAAUGGCUCCGACUCCACUCUCCUCCCCCACCUCCUCGCAAAGAAGAUGGGGCUCCCGAAAACGACGCCGUUCUACACGCAGAACGGGACGUUCUCGGCCAUUCUCAACGGCGUAAACUUCGGGUCGGCGUCGGCGACGAUCCUCCACGGCAGCAGCCAGACGUACCAAACGCUGAAUCAACAGCUCCGGCAGGCGUUCGAGACGAUUCAGCUCGUGCGCCUCCAUCUCGGCGAGGCUGCGUCGCGCCAAUUCGUCGAAUCCGCUGUCUUCUACCUCUCCUUCGGUAAAGACGACUUCAUCGACUACUUGCUCGGCAAUUGGUCCGUCUCUGGCUACCGAUACUCCGGCCGAGAAUUCACCCACAUUUUAGUCCGCCAGAUGACCAACGCCGUUCGAAACCUUUACGAUUCCAACGUCCGCAAGUUCAUCUGCGCCGGCGUCGUGCCUCUCGGAUGCUCCCCGCAAUUGCUGCUUCAGUUCGACAGGCUCAGCGCCAACUGCGUCGAUGACGUUAACAUUCUCGUCGAGGACUACAACGCCAGGCUCGAGGAAAGCCUCGCCGCGCUUGGCGAGGAGCUCCGUGACACCGUCAUCAUCUUCUGCGACGUCUACGCCGCCAUGAUGGAGCUCAUCACCAAUCCUCUCGCCUACGGAAUCGAGGACGUGGCGAAUGCGUGCUGUGGAGAAGGCGGAUCGGGCGAAGCUGCCGGGUGUGUGUCGCCGGGAAUGGCUUGUCUCGACGCGUCGACGCAUGUCUGGUGGGACUUGUACAAUCCGACGCCUGCUGUUAACGCCAUGGUGGCUAACUCGGCCUGGUCGGGACGACCCUUGUCGUCCGUCAGCCGGCCUAUUACCGUGCGAGAAUUGAUCUCCCCUUAGAUAUCAGCAUAUAUAUAU
Andrographis paniculata is the source of this 1106-nucleotide messenger RNA. Its product is annotated as GDSL esterase/lipase At1g71250-like. Bases 24 to 1088 code for a protein of 354 amino acids. The transcript is spliced from 3 exons. The record is from RefSeq and is a predicted model, not a curated record. Gene Ontology annotation, molecular function: hydrolase activity, acting on ester bonds. Lineage: Eukaryota; Viridiplantae; Streptophyta; Magnoliopsida; Lamiales; Acanthaceae.